Messenger RNA from Xenopus tropicalis (tropical clawed frog), 6846 nucleotides. RefSeq names its product integrator complex subunit 1 (gene ints1). The coding region runs from base 142 to 6702 and encodes 2186 amino acids. Gene Ontology annotation, cellular component: integrator complex. Lineage: Eukaryota; Metazoa; Chordata; Amphibia; Anura; Pipidae. The transcript has 48 exons. Gene Ontology annotation, biological process: U2 snRNA 3'-end processing. The record is from RefSeq and is a predicted model, not a curated record.
GGUCUAGCUCUGUGUUAGCUCUGGGUUAGUUGACCGGCAGCAGUCUGGGAGCUGGAUGUUUGAACUGCGAUGCGGCAUUGCGGGCUGUGUUAAAAAAAGCAAAGCUGCUGGGCGACUGGUAUUCUUUAUACUAAAGACAAGAUGAAUCGCCCCAAAACAGCUGCUGUACGACGGCCCAGUGCCGCUGCCAAAUCCUCAGGGCAUCCUCCUCCAGGGGAUUUUAUUGCCUUGGGAUCCAAAGGCCAAAACACAGAUUCAAAGGCAUCAUCCAACCUCCUGAAGCCAGCUGCUUCUGGACUGAGUUCUGAACGGAAGCGCGAGGCCACCACUACUUUAGCCAGCACAUCUGCACUGACUGGCCUCACUAAGCGCCCCAAGCUCUCAUCCACUCCCCCACUGAGUGCCUUGGGAAAGCUGGCAGAUGCUGCAGUGGCAGAGAAAAGAGCCAUUUCUCCAUCAAUAAAGGAGCCAUCUGUUGUUCCUAUCGAAGUUCCUCCUGCAUCAUUGUUGGAUGAUAUUGACGCUUCUGAAUCAGAUGGAAAUGAUGAUCGCAUUGAAGGUGUCCUUUGCGGAGCAGUGAAACAGCUUAAAAUGAACCGGGCCAAACCAGAUCCAACGCUCUACUUAAGUUUAAUGUAUCUGGCAAAAAUGAAACCUAACAUAUUUGCAACAGAGGGUGUAAUAGAGGCCUUAUGCAGCCUGCUUCGAAGGGAUGCCACAAUAAACUUCAAAGCUAAAGGAAACAGCCUGGUGUCUGUCUUAGCCUGUAACCUGCUCAUGGCAGCUUAUGAGGAAGAUGAGAACUGGCCAGAGAUUUUUGUGAAGGUGUAUAUUGAAGAUUCCCUAGGGGAGAGGAUUUGGGUUGACAGUCAACACUGUAAGACAUUUGUUGACAAUAUUCAAACUGCAUUUUGCACAAAAAUGCCCCCAAAGAGCAUGGUAUUGCAUAGCGAGACUGGGCGUACUGCUGGAGACCUCAGUGCUGGCAAUAGUCCUCACCCAUCUAUGCCAGAUGAAGAAGACAGCCAGUCUGAACUGUUGAUUGCUGAAGAAAAACUUAGCCCUGAAGAUGAGGGCCAGGUCAUGCCAAGGUAUGAUGAAUUGGCAGAGAGUGUGGAAGAGUAUGCCUUAGAUAUGCUUAGAGACCAGCUCAACCGUCGGCAGCCAAUGGACAAUGUCUCUAGAAAUCUCCUACGUUUACUUACUGCUACAUGUGGGUAUAAGGAGGUGCGAAUGAUGGCAGUACAGCGGUUGGAAAUGUGGCUGCAGAACCCUAAGCUGACUCGCCCAGCCCAAGAACUGCUGAUGUCUGUCUGCAUGAAUUGCAACACCCACGGUCCUGAGGACAUGGAAGUGAUAUCUAAUCUAAUUAAAAUUCGGCUUAAACCAAAGGUUCUUCUCAAUCAUUACAUGCUAUCUGUGCGAGAGCUAUUGAACGCUCACAGAGAUAACCUGGGCACUUUGGUGAAGUUUGUGAUAUUUAACGAGUUGUCUAAUGCCAGGAAUCCAAAUAACAUGCAAGUCCUGUAUACAGUGUUACAGCACAGUUCUGAGCUGGCACCAAAGUUCCUAGCUAUGGUUUUCCAAGACCUCCUUACGAAUAAAGAUGACUAUCUCCGAGCGUCUCGGGCCCUGCUCCGCGAAAUCAUCAAACAAACAAAGCAUGAGAUAAACUUUCAGGCAUUUUGCCUAGGGCUAAUGCAGGAGAGGAAGGAAGCUCAGUACACAGAUAUGGAAUUUAAGGAGCGUUUUGUAAUCCACAUCACAGAUCUGCUGGCUGUAUCCAUGAUGCUGGGGAUAACAGCACAAGUGAAGGAGGCAGGCGUUGCAUGGGACAAAGGAGAAAAGAAGAAUUUAGAGGUCCUGCGAUCCUUUCAGAACCAAAUUGCUGCAAUUCAGCGUGAUGCAGUAUGGUGGCUCCACACUGUAGUUCCUACAAUCUGCAAACUAUCUCCUAAAGAUUAUGUGCAUUGUCUCCACAAGGUGCUUUUUACAGAGCAACCAGAAACCUACUACAAAUGGGACAACUGGCCUCCAGAAAGUGAUCGCAACUUCUUCCUGCGCCUCUGCUCUGAAGUGCCCCUGCUUGAAGACACCCUGAUGAGAAUCCUGGUUAUUGGCUUAUCCCGUGAUCUUCCUCUAGGCCCAGCUGAUGCCAUGGAGCUUGCGGAUCACUUGGUGAAGCGGGCAGCAGCAGUGCAGGCUGAUGACUUGGAAGUCCUUCGAAUAGAAAGAAUUCAGCUUCUGGACGCUGUGUUAAACCUGUGUACCUACCACCACCCGGAGAACAUUCAGCUGCCCCCUGGGUACCAGCCUCCUAACUUGGCCAUUUCAACUCUUUAUUGGAAGGCUUGGCCACUCUUGCUUGUUGUUGCUGCCUUUAAUCCUGAAAAUCUUGGUUUAGCUGCAUGGGAAGAAUAUCCUACCUUAAAGAUGCUUAUGGAAAUGGUGAUGACCAACAAUUAUUCUUUUCCACCCUGCACUGUGACAGAAGAAGAAACAAGAACUGAAAUAAUCAACAGGGAACUUCAAAUCUCUCAAAGAGAGAAGCAAGAGAUAUUGGCAUUUGAGAGUCAUCUUGCAGCCGCAUCAACUAAGCAGACAAUAACAGAGAGCAAUAGUUUGCUGCUUUCUCAGCUAACUAGCCUUGACCCUCAGGGUCCACCUCGUCGCCCUCCACCUCAUGCUAUAGAACAAGUGAAGUCUUUAAAUCAGUCUUUGCGACUUGGGCAUCUCCUUUGUCGCAGCCGCAAUCCAGAUUUCCUUCUGAACAUCAUUCAAAGACAGGCAUCUUCUCAGUCCAUGCCCUGGCUUGCUGAUUUGGUACAGUCCAGUGAGGGGUCUCUGGAUGUGCUCCCUGUGCAAUGCUUGUGUGAGUUCCUUUUGCAUGAUGCUGCUGAUGAAUCUGGGACAGGGGAGGAUGAAGAGGAAAACGAAAGCAAGGAACAACGGGCCAAAAAACAGCAGAGGCAGCAGAAACAAAGGCAGCUUCUUGGUCGAUUGCAGGAUUUGCUUUUGGGCCCAAAAGCAGAUGAGCAAACUACCUGCGAAGUUUUAGAUUACUUCCUCCGCCGCCUUAGCUCACCCCAAGUAGCAUCACGUGUGCUAGCCAUGAAGGGCCUUUCCAUGGUUCUUUCAGAAAAAGGGCUACGAGAUACAGAUGAUAAGGAUCAGUCUAUGGAUGAAGACUCUGGGGAUUCUGAACUGAUGCAGGGUUACCAAUGGCUGUUAAGGGAUUUACCCAAUCUCCCUUUGUUUGAAAGUGUUAAAGGAACUACAGCUGUAGCUCUGCAACAGGCCAUUCACAUGGAGACUGACCUACAGACAAUAAGUGCCUAUUUGGUAUACCUUUCCGAACAUGCACCUAUUGAAGAUCAAGCACAACAUAAUGACCUUGCUUUGGAUGUGGCUCGCCUGAUUGUGGAACGAUCAACCAUUAUGUCUCACCUUUUUUCAAAGCUUUCUUACUGUUCUGAAUCCAGUGCUGUACUCGCUGCUCUGCUUUCCAUCUUCUCUUGCUUUGUGCGGCGUAUGCGCAAAAGCAAGGAAGGGGAUGAAGUUUACAGCUGGUCAGAGUCCCAGGAUCAGGUAUUCUUGCGCUGGUCCAGUGGAGAAACUGCAACUAUGCACAUUCUAGUUGUCCACGCCAUGGUCAUUUUGCUCACUUUAGGACCUCCUCGAGGUGAAAGCGAUUUCUUUGCUUUAUUGGAUAUCUGGUUUCCAGAGAAGAAGCCCCUUCCUACAGCUUUCUUGGUGGACACUUCAGAAGAAGCCUUGCUACUUCCUGACUGGCUAAAGCUUCGGAUGAUCCGCUCUGAAGUUCCUCGUCUGGUUGAUGCAGCAUUACAUGAUUUGGAGCCCCAGCAACUGUUGCUGUUUGUACAGUCAUUUGGAAUUCCAGUAUCCAGCAUGAGUAAACUUCUUCAGUAUCUUGACCAGGCUGUGUCCCAAGAACCUCAAGCCUUAGAGCAAAACAUCAUGGACAAAAAUUACAUGGCUCACCUUGUUGAAGUUCAGCAUGAAAGAGGAGCUACAGGGGGCCAGACCUUCCAUUCUCUGCUGACAGCAUCUAUUCCCCCCAGGCGUGACAGCACUGAGUUGAUUAAGAGAAAAGCCAGCACUGAAACUCCCCAGGGGCAAGUACGGGCUAGAGCUGUGACCCAGAUACCUGUCUUGGGCCCAGAAGAUGAUUUGGCUGGGAUGUUUCUACAGCUUUUCCCCUUAAAUCCGGAUCCAAGAUGGCAGAACUUCAAUCCACGUCCUAUUUCCCUCGCCUUACAGCAAGCCUUGGGGCAAGAGUUGGCCCGAAUCCGACAGGGAAACACCCAGUUAACAGGGAUUGCAGUGCGUCUGCUCCAGGCAGUGGGUGCGCUGUUAAACUCUCCCCACAGUGGAGCCCUGGUCCUAGCUAUGCACAGAAAUCAUUUCAUCGCUUGUCCAUUAAUGAGACUACUCUAUCAAUACCAGCGCUCUGUCCCUCAGGAUACAGCUUUCUCUUCUCUCUUCUUCAAAGUCCUCAUGCAGAUGUUACAAUGGCUGGACAGCCCUGGGGUUGAAGAGGGUCCUCUUCGUGCACAACUUAAAUCAUUUGCAGCUUUGUAUUCCUCAAAACAUCGCAUCAGUGAUGUGCGUAGUGGGUUUUUGCACUUGGCAGAAGCACUGGCCUUCUGUCGGGAACCGGAUGUCAUCAACUCUACUAUACGCACCAUUAUAACUACACUGAAAUCUGGGGACAAGUGCAACGUGGAGCCUGAAUUGAUAAGCAAAGUGCUCCAAGGCCUGAUAGAAGCAAAAUCCCCAUAUUUGGAGGAGUUUUUGACGGUCCUGCUUUCAGUAACCAUAGAGACAACCUCCCGCUUUACUGCCACUGGUCCUGUUGCUUUGGUGAGCUCUCUGCUGCUACAGGAAAGACAAGAGUCAUCCAUUAAAAAAGGCAAUGAGAGCUGCAGUUCUGAAACUGCUCGUUCAUAUCCUUCAUCCGGGCUUCUUAUUGAUUGGCUGGAACUGUUGGAUCCCGAGGUUAUAAGCAGCUUCCCAGACCUGCAGCAAAGACUGUUAUUUUCAUGGAACAAGGGUUCCUCUGCAUUGCAGCCUCCUUCCUUCCGACCAUAUCUCCUGGCCCUUCUUACUCAUCAGUCAAACUGGACUACAUUGCACCAGUGCAUUGCCAUCCUGUUAAGCAAACAGAGAGAACAAAGGUUUGACCCUUCCGCUUCUCUGGAUUUCCUCUGGGCAUGUAUUCAUAUUCCACGUAUAUGGCAGGGGCGGGACCAACGCACUCCACAGAAGCGUCGCGACGAGUAUGUUUUGCGGCUGAAACAAUCAGAGCUCCUUUGCCUUGUGGACUUGAUCAUUUCUGAGGCAGAAACGAGAGGCCAGGGAUCUGAAGAGAUUGCUUGUCCGCUGAUCCAGUCACGUUUACCAUUACUAAUCAACUCUUGUCAAGGGGACCAAGAAAAUAUCAAAAAGGUUAUGGAACAUUUGAUCAGCUGCAUAAAGCAGUGGGGAAACAGUUCUUUGGGGAAACAUUGCCGAGACUUCCUCCUGCAGCUUUAUCUGCAGCUGCCAGAGCUUAUCCUUCCUGUCCCUGACAUCUUGCUGACCAGCGAGGGGGCCACAGACAGCAGCACCUGCAAGAUGGAUGCCCUUAUACACCGUUUCAUAACACUCCUUGCUGAUACCAGUGACUGCAAGGAAAGUCGCAUGUCAGACGCUAAUAUGGCUUGCCGCAAACUCGCCGUGGCCCAUCCUCUCCUGCUUCUUAGGCAUUUGCCUAUGAUAGCUGCCUUGCUUCAUGGAAGGGCACACUUAAAUUUCCAUGAGUUCCGGCAGCAGAACCAUCUGACUUUCUUCACUCAUGUACUCGGCAUUCUAGAAUUGCUGCAGCCUCAAGUGUUCCAUAGUGAGCGUCAGGAAGCUCUGUGGGAUUGCCUUGUCUCUUUCAUUAAAGUGCUCCAGAAUUAUAGGAAGUACUCAAGGCAGUUAGCAGCAUUCAUCAGUAAGUUUGUCCAGUUUAUCCACAAGUAUAUCACAUGUGAUGCUCAAGCAGCGGUGUCCUUCCUGCAGAAGAACUCUGAUCCUCUACACGGUUUGUCUUCAGAGAACAGUGAUCUCUCAAUGCUGAAGUCCCUUCUGGCAGGUCUGAGCCUUCCCAGCAGAGGUGGAGCUCAAGAGAAGACAUCUGAAGAAGAGAAGGAUGAGGAGUCUACCACAGGUUCCCUACCUUUUGUUAGUGUCUCAAUGUUCACUCCCCUAACUGCUGCUGAAAUGGCCCCUUACCUCAAAAGAAUCUCCAGGAGCAAGUCUGUAGAAGAUAUCCUGCAGGCUCUUAGUGACAUAGAUGAAAUGUCCAAACGCAGACCUGAAAUCCUUUCUUUCUUUGCUAGCGAUUUUCAGAGGUUGAUGAGUUCCACAGAGGAAUCCUGUCGCAAUUUGGCUUUCAGCUUAGCUCUGCGCACCGUUCAGUGCAAUCCCAGUAUCGCAGCCGACUUUCUCCCAACGUUCAUGUACUGCCUGGGCAGCAGAGACUUUGAAGUAGUGCAGACAGCGCUGAGGAACCUACCCGAGUACACCCUUCUCUGCCAGGAACAUGCUGCGGUUCUACUUCACAGGGCAUUCCUCGUUGGUAUGUAUGGACAAAUGGACACAAGUCCUCAGAUAUCAGAAGCCUUAAAGGUCCUUCACAUGGAGGCAAUGGUUUAAAAAAAAAAAGUGCAUCUUACUGGAGCGACUCAGAUAACAAACUUUUGGAAGAAGAAAACUUUUGCUUUGGAGAUUCAAAGAUGCUGUAAUGAACACUCAAAGUUCAAUUACUUUUGUAUUAAAACUAUUCCUUUUUUUUUCUUG